Molecule: messenger RNA, 219 nt
Organism: Protopolystoma xenopodis
Lineage: Eukaryota; Metazoa; Platyhelminthes; Monogenea; Polystomatidea; Polystomatidae
Source: the annotation of a GenBank genome assembly
AGCCUUACAGACGCUCUGAACAAACUACGCGGGGAUCUCAUCGGGCAAGCUGAGCAGGUGAUUCCCGUUGCGAUGGCUGCACCAUUGCUUUCGGCUGCGCCUGAUCCACGCCCUGGAAGCGAUGGUCCCGAAGGCAACGAGGCUUUAGGAAAGCCCUUUGGACCGCUGAGAGGCAGUCUGAAACAAGAAUUGCAGCGUGUCACGCAAGAACGAGAUGAG